AUGAGGAUUCUUGAAUUCCGUUACAACGUAGAGAAGCUGAAGGAAAAGAAGUGGAUAUCAAGGAAGGACAGCCAAGCCUCAGACCUGAAACCCACGUUUGAGCCCGACAAGGAGGACAUGGAGCAGGUAUUCAGGAAGAUAUCAAACGGCAAAGAGAGGAUCGAGUUCAGCGACCUGCGGCAGCUGCUGCACAAGAUGAACGUUGCCGACGCCGACCGUGAGGCCAAGCAGAUGAUGCAGGCGGCCGACUUGAACAAUGAUGGCUUUCUGGACUUCGACGAGUUCAUGAAGGUGACCAAGGACGUAAGCAUGAGAGAAUUGAAAGACGCCUUUGGCAUGUUCGACGAGGACCGCGAUGGACGUAUAAGCGCCGAAGAGAUAAAGAGAAUGAUGCAGAAACUUGGCGAAAGUUGUACCUUGGAGGACUGCGCGAGGAUGGUGAAGCAUGUGGACAAGAACGGGGACGGGCUCGUCGACAUGGAUGAGUUCGUAGCGAUGAUGACCGGCACCAGGAAACCAAUCUGA
Musa acuminata AAA Group (dessert banana) is the source of this 525-nucleotide messenger RNA. RefSeq names its product probable calcium-binding protein CML23. The record is from RefSeq and is a predicted model, not a curated record. Gene Ontology annotation, molecular function: calcium ion binding. The transcript has a single exon. NCBI's taxonomy places the organism in Eukaryota, Viridiplantae, Streptophyta, Magnoliopsida, Zingiberales, Musaceae. Bases 1 to 525 code for a protein of 174 amino acids.